Molecule: messenger RNA, 3540 nt
Organism: Spodoptera litura
Lineage: Eukaryota; Metazoa; Arthropoda; Insecta; Lepidoptera; Noctuidae
Gene: lasp
Product: LIM and SH3 domain protein Lasp
Cellular component (GO): focal adhesion
Molecular function (GO): actin filament binding
Source: RefSeq, a predicted model, not a curated record
ACCGCCGCCAUUUGUCAUUUUUUUGGCAUGCGCGUACGGGGAUGCUACGAAAAUCGUGCUCUUGAGUGUUUUCUUACAAUACCGAGUUUUAAACUUUGUUUGUGAAUCGUGAAAAACCGUGUUGCUCUGUGAAAUACCAGUGCUAUAUUAUAUUAAGUGUGUUUUUGUGUUAAAAACAUUCAUCAUGAAUAAAACUUGCGCAAGGUGUGAGAAAACAGUUUAUCCGACUGAGGAAUUGAAAUGUUUGGACAAGGUAUGGCACAAAGGCUGCUUCAAAUGUCAAGAAUGUGGCAUGACUCUCAACAUGAGGACCUACAAAGGAUAUGGAAAGCUACCAUAUUGCGAAGCACAUGUUCCGAAAGCGAAGCACACGACGAUGGCUGAAACGCCGGAGCUGAAGCGAAUAGCCGAGAACACGAAGAUACAGAGCAACGUUAAGUACCACGCCGACUUUGAGAAGAGCAAGGGGAAAUUCACACAGGUCGCAGACGACCCAGAAACCCUACGAAUUAAAGCGAACACAAAAAUAAUCAGCAACGUGGCGUACCACGGCGAGCUGGAGAAGAAGGCUCAGAUGGAGAAGCAGCGGCAGAUCAAUGAGAACGGUGAGAUUGUCGACGUACCAUCGGACAACUAUCAUCAACAAAUCGACAACUACGCGACGGAAAUGCUGCCUCCAAACUCACCCCCACCUAACCUACCCCCUAAAAACCACUAUCAGAUCCCGUCUACCCAAUACCAGCCCCCUGUCCAACCCACCCAGACCCAGCCGAAGCAAAACAGGCAAUAUCAAGAACAAUAUCCGGACUAUCAGAGUCAAUACUAUCCUCAAUAUCAAGAAUAUCAAUAUCAGAAUUAUCCGCCGCCUCCGCAGCAACAGAGUCAACAACAGAAAAUAGGGAGGAUUCAGGACUAUGACCCCAUCAGUGAUGGGCCCAGGGCCCCACCGAACACGCAGAGGGCCUCCGCUACACUUAUCUAUAAUAGCACAAACGAUGGCAAACGAGGUGCUCACCAGCAAUCAGGGCACCAGCAGCAACAGACGCGCCAGAUCGGCCGCGUGACGGACCUCGAUCCACUCGCCAAUGAAAUGCCACGCCCGCCUACUAAUCAUCACAAUCAGCGAGUGUACGUUGCUAUGUACGACUACGAAGCGAGCGACAGUGAUGAGGUAUCAUUCCGCGAAGGCGACCUAAUCUCGAACGUAACAUCAAUCGACUCCGGCUGGAUGACCGGCCAGGUUCUACGUACGGGCCGGACCGGCAUGCUCCCAGCUAACUACGUAGAACUAGCGACCCACAACGCUGCACCCCAUUUCGACAACUGAUGUCGGGACUAAAGACCCCCAAUGGCAAUGUAAUUGUUUUGUUGUAUGUGGUUGGUAUGAAAAGUGUUUUAUACUUUCAUAUGUAUUUUCAUAUUAUGUCCUCUGUAAUUCCAGCAAAAUGUAUGCAAAAUUUCAAGAAGGUUGACCCUUGUGAUGCUUGUGUUCUUGAGAUUAUUAUGUCAAAAUCUCAUAAAAAGUUAACAUUCCAAUUUUUGUACACAAUCACAUUCUACAAAAUAAUUGAAUGCCGUCAUCCCAUAUCAGUUUAAAACUUGCAAUUCUAUUGUUAAGUCAUUUUAACUAAUUAAAAUAAAAAACCAAUCAAAUAUUAUGCAAUCGUGCCCUUAGUAUAGAUACACGAAUUUGUCACCUUUUAAAAACAUUUAUAAUGUAAAAAUUGCAAUGUUUUUGUACUUUUACGCAUUUUGUACUAAAAUUUUAACUUAUUUAAUGUGAACUUUUGAUGGUACUAAUUAAAAUUUGCACUCAGUCUUAUUGUUAUUACAUGGUACUCAUAACAUAACCGGUUAAAAUGGGUGUUACAUUGUAUUUGUGCAUCUCUGCCUAUUCCCUUAGGCAAUAAUUGUAUACUGCCAGUUAAAUGGCUUCAAAACGGCACAUUUUAGGAUUAAAAAAAUAUUUUAACAUGGUUAAACGUCUCGAUAUAUUUUUUAUAUAAAUAAUAUUUAAAUAUGUAUGUAGUCUUAUCGCCUACAAUAGUUAUAGAUUUUAUAACAUUUUAAAUUAUGGCUGGACCAGAUAUUUUGCGAAAAAUUCGAUGUCUUAUGAUUUUUUUAUGAAAACGUUUAAAAAUUGCCACGUAGCGUUGUUUUCUUAUGUAUAUUUUUAUGAAUAUACAUUAAAACAUUUUUUGGGAGUAAUGACCCCAUAAAAUAUGAUUUCACAUAUCUUCAAACUGUUAUGACUGAGUUUAAUGAAAUAAAGAAAUAAAAAGCCUUAAAAUAUGACUGCUGUACAGAGGCCUUAAGUUUUAAUUAAAAUAGAAAUAACUAUAAAUUUUGAUAUUAAAGUAUCUUAUGAACAUUCUCUCGUGUCAGUAAUUUCCGAAUCUUGUAUUAUUUUUUAUGAAAUAUAGUUUAUUUUAAGUAAAGUACGCUUUUAUGAAUAUUUCCAACACAAUUUUUGUCCAACGUAGUUUGAGUCGACACUGAGUCUUAAUCAAAUUCUGUAUGUCACUAUUUUACAUGGAGCGACUGUCAUCUUCAGAACGGACAUUUUAAAAAUAUUUUCGAGUAGAAUCUUAGUAUGUUGUUAUACUAUUUUAAUUUAUUUAUGUGAUGUUUUUAACUCAAAAUUUUAGCAAAACGAUCAAAACCAACAUUGAGAUUGUAAGCAUUUUAUUGUCAUUCCAUUUUAUACAAAUAAAGCUUUAUUUCUUAUAUUUUUGCUAUUUUAUAUUUUAUUAAUAAUAUUUAUUUUAUCUAUAGUCCACUUACAAGAUUUUGACACUUAGCAGUCUUUAUGACCCCUUUCGCCAAUUGGGGCGUUUAGAUCAGAGCUUAGAAACGGGGUCUAAAUCCCUCAGACGAUAUCUUUUGACCCCCAAUGGAUAUUUUAGUAGGGAAACACUCGGCAUUGCUUUUUAAGUAUUUAUAUUUUAUCAUAUAAGAAUGUUUCCGACAUAUUUCCAUAUUCCCAAGAAAACUAUCUUUCAGUUAAAAAAAAACAAUAUUUUGCCGUCACCAAGAAAUAUGUCCGAUACAUAGAAAAAAACUAUGAAUUACUGUUAUAAUAUGCUUAGAAUUAACAUUUUAAGUACCUGUCAUAAGGUCGCUUGUAAAUACACAUUUUUAGUAUAACAUUAUAUUGUUAUUUUAAGUAUACAUAUUACACGACAUGUAAACAUUUUGCAUAAUACUUUGGCACUGAUCAAGACUAGUUUAACAUUCCAUGUAUCACUGACAAUAAUUUCUGAUAGUAUAGGAAUCUUAUUUUUAAAUAGAUAGGUAUCCAAACAAUAUUUGAGACUGGGGUCAUGUCUAAAGGGGCUUUUUGGGGUCAAAAUGCCCCAAAGGUGAAUUAUAUUGCCUAAUCGAACUGUAUAUUUAAAUAUAUCUUAAGUAAUAGAAGCAAUAAAGCAUUGUUACAAUAACUGUUAUGCCUAAACCAUCACAAACGAACGCUAUAUAUUUUAUAGGACCAGUAUUAAGUUACAGUGCCUUUUGUAAUAUUUAAUAAAUUUUAUAAGCAAC